GGACGACUGGCCGCGCCCCAGAGUUCUUCGCGUGCAGGUGGCAGCCAGGACUCAGCGGAGCCGGCGGCUCCCACACUCCCGCGCAAAGGCCGGUGGGCCGCAGGGCGGGCGGCUAUGGCAGUGGCCACCGCGGCGGCACUUCUGGCUGCACUGGGCGGGGCGCUGUGGCUGGCGACCCGACCCAGGGUCCAGCAGUUGCCCGGAGGCGCGAACCCCGGCCUCAUGCACGGGAAGACAGUGCUGAUUACCGGGGCGAACAGCGGCCUGGGCCGCGCCACGGCGGCGGAGCUACUGCGCCUGGGGGCGCGGGUGAUCAUGGGCUGCCGAGACCGCGCUCGCGCUGAGGAGGCGGCCGGGCAGCUCCGCCGCGAGCUCAGCCAGGCCGGGGCGCCCGAGCCAGGCCCAGACGCCGGCCGGGCGGGCGAGCUCGUCGUCAAGGAGUUGGACCUCGCUUCGCUGCGCUCAGUGCGCGCCUUUUGCCAGGAGAUGCUGCAGGAAGAGCCUAGGCUGGACGUCUUGAUCAAUAAUGCAGGAAUCUUCCAGUGCCCCUAUAUGAAGACUGAAGAUGGAUUUGAGAUGCAGUUUGGAGUGAACCAUCUGGGACACUUUCUGCUCACCAAUCUUCUCCUGGGACUCCUCAAAAGUUCAGCUCCAAGCAGAAUUGUGGUAGUUUCUUCCAAACUUUAUAAAUAUGGAGACAUCAACUUUGAAGACUUGAACUGUGAACAAAGCUAUAAUAAAAGCUUUUGUUAUAGUCGGAGCAAACUGGCUAACAUUCUUUUUACCCGAGAACUAGCUCGCCGCUUAGAAGGCACAAAUGUUACUGUCAACGUAUUACAUCCUGGUAUUGUUCGGACUAAUCUUGGGAGGCAUAUUCACAUUCCACUGUUGGUCAAACCACUUUUCAAUUUGGUGUCAUGGGCUUUUUUUAAAAGUCCAAUAGAAGGUGCCCAGACUACCAUUUAUUUAGCUUCCUCUCCUGAGGUAGAAGGCGUGUCAGGAAAGUACUUUGGAGAUUGUAAAGAGGAAGAACUGUUGCCCAAAGCUAUGGAUGAUGCUAUUGCAAGAAAACUCUGGGAUAUCAGUGAAGUGAUGGUUGGCAUAUUAAAAUAGAACCAAGGAGUAAACCAGCUACUUAUAGGAACCUAGAUAUCGGUUAUAUUUGUGAUCAGGAAUGGUGUGGCUUGAAUAUUUGUUAUCUGGAAAAAACAAUUUUGGUUUUAAAAUAGCACUGCAAAGAGGUGCAUGUGGAUUUUUUUUUAGAAACUGGAAAGUCAUUUUUUGGAAUACAGAAUUUCAGCAAAAAUGUGUUAAAUACAUACAAUAAGGGAUAAUGAAUAUAAUAGGCAAUACAAUUAUAUUUUAAAAAUUAUAAUUGGCAAGCACAAAUUACAAAUAUUAAAGAGUUCGUAACUUAAAAGAAGUAUCCUGAGAGGUUUUUUUUUAAGUAUCUGCAUUUUGUGGCCAAAGCAUUAAAAAUGUUUACUAUGAUGCUGGGUUUUGUGUGGAAAUAAUAUGCCUAGUGUGUGCACACAAAUCUUACUUGAAAUAAACUUACUAGUG
Tupaia belangeri chinensis (Chinese tree shrew) is the source of this 1563-nucleotide messenger RNA. RefSeq names its product retinol dehydrogenase 14 (gene RDH14). The record is from RefSeq and is a predicted model, not a curated record. NCBI's taxonomy places the organism in Eukaryota, Metazoa, Chordata, Mammalia, Scandentia, Tupaiidae. Bases 115 to 1113 code for a protein of 332 amino acids. The transcript is spliced from 3 exons.